AAUGUCGACCACAAGAUGAAAUUCCGCAGCAAGAAAGGACAAUUGCCUUUCGUCGAAUUGAAUGGUGAAGUUGCUGACAGUGCCAUCAUCAUGAAGGAGUUGUCCAAACGCUACGGAAAGGAUCUGGAUGCUGCUUUGACACCAGAACAACGCAAUGUCUCCCAUGCUAUGGUAUCCAUGAUUGAAAACCACUUGGUAUGGAUCGUUUACUGGUGGCGUACAAAGUACCCAGAAAGUGUCAUCAAGGGAUACAAAGUCAAUUUGCAACAUGCUCUUGGAACUCGUAUUCCAAAUGGAAUCCUCAACUUCUUCUUCAAAUUUGCUUUUGGACGCAAGUGGUUCCAGGGUGCUAAGAAAGUGAAGGCUCAAGGAAUUGGUGUCCACAAACCAGAUGAAAUUGCUGAAUUUGGCAACAACGAUCUCCAAGUGCUGAGCGACAUGUUGGCUGACAAGCCUUUCUUCUUCGGCGAUGAACCCACCACCUUGGACAUUGUCGCUUUU
Ctenocephalides felis (cat flea) is the source of this 501-nucleotide messenger RNA. RefSeq names its product failed axon connections-like. Lineage: Eukaryota; Metazoa; Arthropoda; Insecta; Siphonaptera; Pulicidae. The record is from RefSeq and is a predicted model, not a curated record. Gene Ontology annotation, cellular component: cytoplasm.